Agrilus planipennis (emerald ash borer) is the source of this 894-nucleotide messenger RNA. Its product is annotated as eukaryotic translation initiation factor 4E-1A-like. Gene Ontology annotation, molecular function: translation initiation factor activity; RNA 7-methylguanosine cap binding. NCBI's taxonomy places the organism in Eukaryota, Metazoa, Arthropoda, Insecta, Coleoptera, Buprestidae. The transcript is spliced from 5 exons. The coding region runs from base 108 to 737 and encodes 209 amino acids. Gene Ontology annotation, biological process: translational initiation. The record is from RefSeq and is a predicted model, not a curated record. Gene Ontology annotation, cellular component: cytoplasm; eukaryotic translation initiation factor 4F complex.
UGGUCGAUUUAUUAAUCAAUUAGGUUAGUGAAAAAUCUACCAUUGCUCUCAAGACUACAUAAUUUGUUAAAUUAAUUUCGUUUUAAUUUUUCAUAAAUUAUUAAAAAAUGGCAACAGAAGUUGAAAUUAAUGAAAAGCAACAAUCGGAAAGUAACCAAGUAGUAGACAUCCCUGCUACAGAUUAUUCUAUCAAACAUCCGCUUCAAAAUAGCUGGACACUGUGGUAUUAUGAAAACGAUCGGUCAAAUACUUGGGAAAAAAAUCAAAAAGAAAUUGCAUCCUUUGAUACUGUUGAAGAUUUUUGGAGUCUAUACAAUCAUAUUAAAUUAGCUAGUGAUUUAAAACAAGGAUGUGAUUACUCUUUAUUCAAAAAAGGAAUUAGACCUAUGUGGGAAGAUGAUGCUAAUAAACAUGGAGGGCGUUGGCUAAUAAGCUUAGAAAAAAAACAAAGAGGGAAUGAUUUAGAUCGAUUUUGGCUGGAUAUAAUAUUGUGUCUCAUCGGUGAAGCAUUUGAUAAUUCAGAUGAAGUAUGUGGUGCAGUCGUUAAUAUACGAGGAAAAGGAGAUAAAAUAGGUGUUUGGACAUCAGACUACAGUAACAAAAAUGCUGUUCUUGAGAUUGGACAAAAACUGAAAGAACGUCUUAGGAUUCCCCCAAAGAUGACUAUUGGAUAUCAGAUUCACAAAGACACAAUGGACAAAGCCAGUUCAUUGACAAAGAAUACCUACACUAUUUGAAAAAAACAUAUUGUCAGAUGAAAGUAACAACUUCAUGAAGUUAUGGUGGUUUUCAGUUGAAUUGCUUGAAUAGUGCACUUUUUUCUCUUUUAUUCAGUUAUGAAAGUUUAAUUUAUAUUUGAUAAGUGAUCCCAUUAAUAAAGCCGCCAUUGUUACA